UUCAAGCGAUAGUGUUAUCGUUGCUCGCUCAACACAACCUUCGGAGCUUCGGAGGCCAGUGACCAACCCUCCCGGGUGCAGCCUCGGAGCCUCCGCGGGUCCCCGGGCCGGAGCAUGCGGCGGCAGGGGCGGGUCUUCCUCAGUGUGGUGUCCGCCUGGAGCCGCCCCCCGCUCGCUCCCCGGCUCCUGGCUGCUCAGUCGCACGUGCGCUCCCUCCGUCGCUCCUCCGCUGCUGCAGCAAACAUGGCCGAGGAGGCGAAGAAACUCGCUGCCUACGCUGCUGUCGACAACCACGUCCAGAACAACCAAGUGUUGGGAGUCGGCAGUGGAUCAACCAUUGUUUAUGCCGUCAACAGGCUGGCUGAGAGAGUGCGUCUGGAGAAGCUCAACAUCGUGUGUGUGCCAACUUCCUUCCAGGCUCGUCAGCUGAUCCUGCAGCAUGGACUCACGCUCUCAGACCUGGAUCGGCAUCCGGAGCUGGACGUUGCCAUCGACGGGGCCGAUGAGGUUGAUGGAGAUCUGACGCUGAUCAAAGGAGGAGGAGGCUGCCUGACCCAGGAGAAGAUCGUCGCCGGCUGUGCCAAGCGCUUCAUUGUGAUAGCAGAUUACAGGAAGGACUCCGUGUCUCUGGGCCAGCAGUGGAAGAAGGGGGUUCCUAUCGAGGUGAUCCCCAUGGCCUACGUCCCUGUUUCAAGGGUGAUCGCACGACGGUUCGGAGGCGAGGCAGUGCUGCGCAUGGCCGUCAGCAAAGCCGGUCCCGUGGUCACGGAUAACAGCAACUUCAUUCUGGAUUGGAAGUUCGAGAGUGUUGAGAACUGGAGGGAGGUGAACACUGCCAUCAAGAUGAUCCCUGGUGUGGUGGAGACGGGACUUUUUGUUGGGAUGGCGGAGCGCGCUUACUUCGGGAUGGAGGACGGAAGCGUGCUGACGCGAGACGCUUCGGUAAACUGAGUCCGUUUGCUUCGUGGAGGACCGCCGCCUUGCCACAAGUGCCCAGGUCAUCACAGAGAUUCAUGAGUUCUACCUCUUGUUGACCUUCUGUGGACCAAACGGAUGUCGCCCUGCAGGUUGCCUGACUCCAUCACUGUAAAGCAAAAUGAAAUGUGCCUUCAUCUUCUACAUUCAACAGGCCUCAUGUAGUCUUCACUGAAACCAAGUUAGGAUUGAAACUCUGGAGCUUGUUUAGAACCGGCCUUUAAAUGGAAACAUUGAAAUGGACAAGCGGAGCGAAAUUUGAAGUUUAUUCUGAGCACAGAUAUAUUGAAGUGUUUUCCAUCCGACGGUAGCAGCAGUUUUCCUCUGUCAUUCAUUCUUUCCAUGACUCAUCGAUGUGAAGGAAAAGUCACUUUCAAAACACGUUCCAGCCUUUACUGAUGCACUGAGAUUGUGUGAGAUGGUUCACCUUUAAGAAACUUUGUGUUCACUGAAGUACAGAGACGUGUGGAAUCGUUCAUUCCAACUGCAGUCAUUCCAUUACCACGUAUGUCUUGGGUAUAGUGUCACAACCACUCGCCUAGUUUGUGCCUUGACCUGCAUCAGUUGCUCACACAGGUCUGAAUCUUUCUUCAUGUACCGAGGCAACAUUCUGUUCCAUUCAGUUAAAUGUUGUUUUGAUUCACGUGUGCUUGGAUAACAACACGUCUUCAGCCCAUGACUCUGAUCUGGUUUUCAUUCGAAGGUGCCGCUUCUGUUGGCCAAUACAGCCACCAAUGUUCCGCAACUCCCCUGUGUGUUUUCUGUCCUCUCCAGGAAGCAGAAGUCACAAGUUACAAACUCUGGUCAACACUGUCGACUGUUGCAUGAAAUAUAACAUAUUGAUAUGAAAGGAUAGACGACGUUUCUACCGUGUUUCUUUCAAUCUGUCGAAUAAAACCGUUAAUACCGCAUAUCCUAAGCACGCGUUUUUGUACCGCAAGGUGGCGCUAAAUAUUUGUCCUUCCAUCAAUGAAAAAUUAAAACUUCAUUUCAAAA
Synchiropus splendidus (mandarinfish) is the source of this 1971-nucleotide messenger RNA. RefSeq names its product ribose 5-phosphate isomerase A (ribose 5-phosphate epimerase) (gene rpia). Lineage: Eukaryota; Metazoa; Chordata; Actinopteri; Syngnathiformes; Callionymidae. The transcript has 9 exons. The record is from RefSeq and is a predicted model, not a curated record. Gene Ontology annotation, cellular component: intracellular membrane-bounded organelle. Bases 115 to 951 code for a protein of 278 amino acids. Gene Ontology annotation, biological process: D-ribose metabolic process; pentose-phosphate shunt, non-oxidative branch. Gene Ontology annotation, molecular function: ribose-5-phosphate isomerase activity.